Salvelinus namaycush (lake trout) is the source of this 510-nucleotide messenger RNA. RefSeq names its product dolichyl-diphosphooligosaccharide--protein glycosyltransferase subunit STT3B-like. The record is from RefSeq and is a predicted model, not a curated record. Gene Ontology annotation, biological process: post-translational protein modification. Gene Ontology annotation, molecular function: dolichyl-diphosphooligosaccharide-protein glycotransferase activity. Lineage: Eukaryota; Metazoa; Chordata; Actinopteri; Salmoniformes; Salmonidae. Gene Ontology annotation, cellular component: membrane. The transcript is spliced from 3 exons. The annotation marks the transcript as partial.
ACUGUCUGUCUGUUCCCUCCUCAGGAGAGUGACUACUUCACCCCCCAGGGAGAGUUUAGGGUGGACAAAGAGGGGUCUCCCAUCCUGCUCAACUGUCUGAUGUAUAAGAUGUCGUACUACCGCUUUGGAGAGAUGCAGUUGGACUUCCGGACGCCGCCGGGUUUCGACCGGACGCGUAACGCUGAGAUCGGUAACAAGGACAUCAAGCUGAAACACCUGGAGGAGGCGUUCACCUCAGAACACUGGCUGGUCCGGAUCUACAAGGUGAAGAAGGAGGAGAACAGGGACCCCCUGGAGCACAGCCCCCGCAGCAGCAGUAGCAGCAGACAGAAGUACACCUCUAAAAAGACGGCGAAGAGGAAGCGUGGUCAUGUGAAGAACAAACUUGCCCUCAAGAAAGGCAAGAAACUGAACAACAAAAAAUCAGUUUAACCAUAAAAAAACGACCACAAAGGCACCACAAGAGAGAGAGAGAGAGCGGGGGAGAGAGAGCGGGGGAGAGAGAGCGGG